This is a messenger RNA of Trichobilharzia regenti, 923 nucleotides long. NCBI's taxonomy places the organism in Eukaryota, Metazoa, Platyhelminthes, Trematoda, Strigeidida, Schistosomatidae. The record is from the annotation of a GenBank genome assembly.
GUGAAGACAAUCCCACCGUCACUAAUGACAACAACACAUCAUCCAUCUACACAUUCACUACACAGAAGUAACACACAGACAACCGGGUCUGAUUCAUCACAAACCACACCAUUCAACCCAUAUCACCUAUACCAGACAUCCAAUAUGAUGUCUCCCACUCUCAAUCAGUCAUUCAAUAUCCCACUCACUCACAGUACUCAUCUCCAACACCACAAUACACCCGAAUUCACCUGCAAUACUCCAUUCCAGCAGUCGGAAUGAACACAUCGAAUGAAUUGAAGGCAACACUGGAGACACUGAAAAACCUCAAGUAUUUCUAUCCUCCAUCACAAAUCAAUAUUCCACCGACCAGCACAUUGAAGAAUGUCAAUGACACAUUGACAGAUUUAUUCUAUGCUAAUUUAAUGCACCUGUUACACAACAACAGUCAAUCAUCAGUUACUCCACAUCCUGAGGAUCACUUGACAUCCUAUGAACAUACUAGGCGAUCAGAUCAAUCGACUCAUCUCAGUUGUGGCCACAAUGAUUGUGAUGGGAAUGAUGAGAAGUCUCGGAGUGAUUCAUCCAAUCAGACACUUUCACAGGAACACUCUCAUCCACGUGUGAUGAAUGUCAGUUUCAAUGUGGCCAAUCUGAUCGACCAUCAAAAUCAUCAUGAUGCCACUUGUGACAAUGAUGACGGCAACGACAACGAUGUUGAUGGUGAGGACGAAAAAAGCACCUCAGAAGGGAAGAUCACAGAUGAUAAUCAUAGAGAAUAUGACUCUCUGAAUAGACAAUCUGUCCCUUCCCAGAAGUACUCAACUACACCUAAUCAUCAGUUGUUAGAUAUGGAGGAUGAAUUGAUGUUGUCAGUGUCGAAUAAUAAUUCUUCAGCGUCAAGUAAUACAGAGAGUCCAUUAGAUUAUUCAUUAAUUAAAUAA